GGGCGGGCGGGCGCGCGCUCACUCACUACAGCGCAAGAUGGCGGACGUACUGGACCUUCAUGAGGCAGGAGCCGAGGAUUUCGCUAUGGACGACGAGGGCGACGAAAGUAUCCACAAGCUGAAGGAAAAGGCAAAGAAGCGGAAGGGCAGAGGCUUUGGUUCUGCAGACGAAGGGGCCAGGUCCCGAGUGCGUGAAGACUAUGACUCCGUUGAGCAGGACGGUGAUGAACCAGGACCUCAGAGAUCCGUGGAGGGUUGGAUCCUGUUUGUGACGGGCGUCCAUGAAGAAGCCACCGAGGAGGAUGUACACGAUCGAUUUGCUGAAUUUGGGGAAAUCAAGAACAUCAACUUGAACUUGGACCGACGCACUGGCUAUCUCAAGGGUUACGCGUUGGUAGAAUAUGAGACGUACAAGGAGGCACAGGCGGCCAUGGAGGGCCUGAACGGCACGGAACUUGCCGGCCAGCAAAUCAGCGUAGACUGGGGCUUCGUCCGAGGGCCUCCCAAGAGCAAGAGAAGCAGCCGGUUGGGCCACAGGAGAAGCCGGAGUCCUGACAGAAAGCGUCACUAGAAGCGACCAGACCAGGAGCUGCGACCGUCGAUCCUGACCAACACCGACGACAAAAUAGUUCCCGCAACGGCGAGUUUGGCGCCACGUUUGCGAUUUCACGGGAAUCUUUUUUUGUUUCUUCUUAUUUUUAUCGACGUGUGUUUGCCGUGGUGUUCAGCGGAAUGUGCGUCGGGCGAAACCACCGGAGAUUUUGUACCAAAAAACGGUGGUUUUUGUACAUGAUUUUGGAGUGUGUUGUGUGUUUUUUUUUAAAGGUCUCGCGGAGGAAUAAACAUGUGAAUGAACUGA
Molecule: messenger RNA, 859 nt
Organism: Callorhinchus milii (elephant shark)
Lineage: Eukaryota; Metazoa; Chordata; Chondrichthyes; Chimaeriformes; Callorhinchidae
Gene: rbm8a
Product: RNA binding motif protein 8A
Exons: 6
Coding region: 38-571 (177 amino acids)
Biological process (GO): RNA splicing
Cellular component (GO): exon-exon junction complex; cytoplasm; nucleus
Molecular function (GO): mRNA binding
Source: RefSeq, a predicted model, not a curated record